This is a messenger RNA of Papaver somniferum (opium poppy), 672 nucleotides long. RefSeq lists its product as uncharacterized. Lineage: Eukaryota; Viridiplantae; Streptophyta; Magnoliopsida; Ranunculales; Papaveraceae. The record is from RefSeq and is a predicted model, not a curated record. Bases 1 to 672 code for a protein of 223 amino acids. The transcript has a single exon.
AUGGCAGACGAUCGACAAACAGAAGCUUUCGUCAAAUGUGCCUAUGGACUUAUCAGCAGCAUGAUACUGGGUUUGUGUCUCCUAUGUCUUGGUCCGUCCAAACCCAAAAUUUCUAUCGGGAGAUUAUAUGUUCCUGAUCUGGAUGUAACCUCAUAUAAUAUCGGAACCAUCAACACCAAUACUGUAUCGUUCCGUAUGACAUUUUGGAACACUAUGUUACUCAAAGAGGUUUAUUGUGAUGCUGUUAACGUGACGUUUUAUUACGGUAAGAACUUAAGUUUACCAAUUGCAUCUACUUCUAUACCUGAAUUCCCGAUCAAGACAAAAUCUGUUUUCUGUGAUGGUGAGAUAAUUGAAACUUUUGAUGUGCCUUGGGAGGAUGCUAGACUGGUUGUUUCGAGUGGAAGUACAGCUAUGUUUCGAGUUAACUUAGUUACAAAUAUCAGGUAUACUUCUUCUCUUGCAGCUAUAGCUGAUGUUAUUUCGGGAUUUCUUCCUUAUACAAGAAGAUACGGGAUGAGAGUAGGAGCUUUUAUAGACGUAAAUGAUCAUGGAAAAUCUCCGGAGAAACUUAAUUGGCUAUCAUCUAAGGCUUCUCCGUUGCACGUCACCGACUGGGUUCCCAUGAUUAUUGGUGCAUUAGUCGUUCUUGUUUUACCUAUUUCUCUUUAA